Molecule: messenger RNA, 1459 nt
Organism: Spinacia oleracea (spinach)
Lineage: Eukaryota; Viridiplantae; Streptophyta; Magnoliopsida; Caryophyllales; Amaranthaceae
Product: sufE-like protein 2, chloroplastic
Exons: 3
Coding region: 176-946 (256 amino acids)
Source: RefSeq, a predicted model, not a curated record
UGGCCGUUCUUUUGGCGCCUUAAAAAUAUAAUUGUUGUAACACAUUAUAAAUAUGUCCAACUGUUUUUAGUGUUCCUCUUUCCCAAACAUCUUCUUCUUCUUCUCUCCUGCAAAUAUAAAAUCUCCCUCUUUUCUCCAGAAUCAUCUUCAUUCUUCACCAUUUUAGGCAUUAGCAAUGUCAUUCACCACCAAAAUUCCAGCUUUACCCCCAUCCAUUUGCCCUUGUUCUUCCCCAAGCUCUUCCAAUUUCAUCAACCCACCUCCCAUAUCCUCUCUGUUGACCCUUAAACCCCUCAAUUUCACCAAUUUUCCUGUCAAAUUUUCGAAUUUAGGUCAAAACCCCAUCUCUAAAUUCACCUCAUUUUGUCAAUUGAAUCCAUACCCAGAUGAGAAACAUGGAAUUCCCCCCAUUUCGUCACCUGGGCUUGUUUCUUUGAGGCUUUCGAGGUUGGUUUCCGAGUUCCGGUCGCUUCCGGAACCCAUAGAUAGGGUUAAGAGGCUUCUUGAUUACGCCAUGGUUCUCCCUCAACUCGGUGAGUUGACUAGGUCGCCGGAGAACCGAGUCCCUGGUUGCGCCGCCCAGGUUUGGCUAGAAGUGGUGGUUGAUGAGGUGGGGAGAAUGAGAUUUGGGGCUGAUAGUGAUUCGGAGAUUACCAAAGGGUUUUGUUCUUGUCUCAUCUUUUUGCUUGAUGGUGCUUUUCCUGAGGAUGUAUUGAAGGUGAAAGCAGAGGACUUGACAGACAUGAACGUGGGACUCCCUGUUCGUUCGAGAGUGAAUAGUUGGAACAAUGUGUUAAUCAAUAUUCAGGAGAGAACUAAGAGUUUCCUUGUGGAGAAAGAUCAGGAAGAAUGCCAAUUGGAUUCAUUGAAUAUGAAUACUAUUCUACCUUUGGUUGUUCCUGCUGAUAGUAUUAGUGCUAAAGACGAGGUUUGUGCUAACUGUUAAUAUUGUGUGUUCCCUAAUCAUUUGUAUCAAAUGACCUUGAAGAUAUCUGGAAGGAAGAUAAUGACUAAUUGCUGAGCUUUUGUACAAACAGAGUCCUUAAAGUUCGUCCCAUGGAAGCUUCAGCCAAUUUAAGCUAACUGUCUAUUAUCCUGAAUCCUGAUACUCAGCGAUGCUCGUGAUAGUAAUUGUGAUCUUAGAAUUGUAAAAUGAUAAGAUGUGUUUGUAAAUGUGUUCUAAAUCCUGUAAGGGUACUAGUAAUUGUUGUGAUGAAACUGGUACUCAAUGAGAGUUCAUUUGUUCUGUUAGUCCUUCAAAUUUCCGUGGGCCCUGUUUGGUUAGAAUUUUUUAGUUGUUAGCUGGUUUGACUAGCUAUCAGCGGUUAGUUGUUUGUAUUAGUUGGUUUGACUAGCUGGUUGAAUUAGCUGCUUGUAUAAAAAUGUUUGGCAAAUAGUUGAUAGUUGUUAACCAUUUGAUAUGCAAAAUGAUCAUUAAGGACCUCUAAUGUGAAAAUAA